AUGGUCCUCAGGACAUUGUCGCCACAGGAAGACCCAGGUCAGGCGCUUUCAGGACGGACCCUGAGCUUCUGCCCUCCUGCCCCUCCCGCACCCACAGGUCAGCCCAAGUCGGCACCCUCGGUGUCUCUGUUCCCGCCCUCCACUGAGGAGCUCAGCAACAACAAGGCCACCCUGGUGUGUCUCAUGAGCGACUUCUACCCGGGCAGCGUGACGGUGGCCUGGAAGGCAAAUGGCACCCCCAUCACCCAGGGCGUGGAGACCACCAAGCCUUCCAAGCAGAGCAACAACAAGUAUGCGGCCAGCAGCUACCUGAGCGUGUCCAGCCAAGACUGGAAGUCUGCCAGCGCUUACAGCUGCGAGGUCACACACGAAGAGAACACCGUGAAGAAGACAGUGGUCCCCUCAGAGUGUUCCUAG
Pipistrellus nathusii (Nathusius's pipistrelle) is the source of this 417-nucleotide messenger RNA. The record is from the annotation of a GenBank genome assembly. Lineage: Eukaryota; Metazoa; Chordata; Mammalia; Chiroptera; Vespertilionidae.